Messenger RNA from Coniosporium apollinis CBS 100218, 798 nucleotides. RefSeq lists its product as uncharacterized. Bases 1 to 798 code for a protein of 265 amino acids. The record is from RefSeq and is a predicted model, not a curated record. NCBI's taxonomy places the organism in Eukaryota, Fungi, Ascomycota, Dothideomycetes. The transcript has a single exon.
AUGCCGGGUCAGUGCACCAUGGUGUGCUACAACUUAGGCUACUGGAUCCCAGAAGAAAUCCUCUCUCGGAUCCACGCCGCAGCAGCUGCUCAAUUGCACCAAGCAUUUGGUGCCCUACCCGUCCUCCCGCCGCAGCCGGAGCCGCUCCUCACCAUGAGGCCAAUGGACCCUAUGGUCCAGAAUCUGGAAGGCCAGAUGGCCUACUACCAAGCGCCCGCCGCCGCCGCCUACCACCACCAACCGGCUGCUGCCGAACCCCAGCAGCACUAUCCGGUCGAUCCCGCGCUGCUGCUGCACGAUUAUACGCAGGGCUUCGACAUGUCGGCGCCGCUCCCCUCGCCGCCAUUAUUCGGCGGUCUCGAUCUCCAGCAACCGCAGCCACAGCCGCAGCCGCAGCCGCAGCCGCAGCCCGGCUUCGAGCUGGAUUCUCAGUUCCCGGUUCUCCCCAACACGCCCCCAGAGCCGGACUACAGCGCCAUCCGGAAUGGCGCGCAGGAGGCCGCGGAGGAGGCCCACGCCCGCCUCGCUGCUUUGCGCGCGGCGCAGAAUGUCGUUGGGGACGGCGCGGUGGCUGCGUCGGCGUCGGCGUCGGCGUCGUUUCAGAACUGGCUCGUCAACUUUCAGAGCGCUGCGCAGGGGAGCGCUGUGCAGGAGAGCUAUGCCGACUAUUUCGACACCGGUGACGGGAUGGAGGUUUCUGGAUUCUUCGGUGAGCAUGGGAUUGCGCCGCUUGGGAACCAGCUUGAAUUCUCGCCCGAGGAUCCGCUGUUUGCUGCUGUGACGGAGAUGGAGUUGUAG